Molecule: messenger RNA, 5597 nt
Organism: Sciurus carolinensis (gray squirrel)
Lineage: Eukaryota; Metazoa; Chordata; Mammalia; Rodentia; Sciuridae
Gene: Esyt2
Product: extended synaptotagmin 2
Exons: 23
Coding region: 123-2762 (879 amino acids)
Biological process (GO): lipid transport
Molecular function (GO): lipid binding
Source: RefSeq, a predicted model, not a curated record
CCCAGGCGGGGAGGGCGGUCCCCUCAGAGCGCUGGCUCGCUGGCUCGCUGGCUGGAGCGGGUCCGGGUCCGCGGGAGCGCCGCGCCCUCCUGGUCCGAGAGGACAGCGCUGUGCGGCAGGCGAUGAGCGGCGCCGGGGAACAGGCCCCGGAGGCCGGCGCCGGCCAGACCGGGGGCCGCCCGGCGCCCGAGCCGCCGGUCGGCGCGCUGAGCGUGGACGUGCCGGGGCUGCUGGCGCAGCUGGCGCGCAGCUUCGCGCUGCUGCUGCCGGUGUACGCGCUCGGCUACCUGGGGCUGAGCUUCAGCUGGGUGCUGCUGGCGCUCGGGCUGCUCGCCUGGUGCCGCCGGAGCCGCGGCCUCAAGGCCAGCCGCCUGUGCCGCGCGCUGGCGCUGCUGGAGGACGAGGAGCGCGUCGUGCGCCUGGGGGUGCGCGCCUGCGACCUGCCGGCCUGGGUUCAUUUUCCAGACACUGAAAGAGCAGAAUGGCUAAAUAAGACUGUAAAGCACAUGUGGCCUUUUAUUUGCCAAUUUGUAGAGAAGCUUUUUCGAGAAACCAUAGAGCCAGCUGUGCGGGGAGCCAACACCCACCUCAGCACCUUCAGUUUUACCAAGGUGGACGUGGGCCAGCAGCCCCUUAGGGUCAAUGGUGUUAAGGUGUAUACUGAAAAUGUAGACAAAAGGCAAAUUAUUCUGGACCUUCAGAUUAGUUUUGUAGGAAAUUGUGAGAUUGAUUUGGAGAUCAAACGAUAUUUUUGUAGAGCUGGCGUGAAAAGUAUACAGAUCCAUGGCACAAUGCGGGUGAUACUGGAGCCUCUGAUUGGAGACAUGCCUUUAGUCGGAGCUUUAUCCAUCUUCUUCCUUAGGAAACCACUGUUAGAGAUUAACUGGACAGGACUGACCAACCUCCUGGACAUCCCUGGAUUGAAUGGCUUAUCUGAUACUAUCAUUUUGGAUAUAAUAUCAAACUACCUGGUGCUUCCCAAUCGCAUCACUGUUCCUCUCGUCAGCGAAGUUCAAAUAGCCCAGUUGCGGUUUCCUGUACCAAAGGGUGUCCUAAGGAUACAUUUCAUCGAAGCUCAGGAUCUUCAGGGGAAAGACACUUAUCUUAAGGGCCUUGUCAAGGGGAAGUCAGACCCUUAUGGAAUUAUCCGAGUGGGCAACCAAAUCUUCCAGAGCAAGGUCAUCAAAGAGAACCUGAGUCCAAAGUGGAACGAGGUGUACGAGGCUUUGGUCUACGAGCACCCCGGACAGGAGCUGGAGAUCGAGCUCUUUGAUGAAGACCCAGACAAGGAUGACUUCUUGGGAAGUCUUAUGAUUGAUCUUAUUGAAGUUGAGAAGGAGCGCCUCUUGGAUGAAUGGUUCACUCUGGACGAGGUUCCCAGAGGGAAGUUGCACUUGAAGCUGGAGUGGCUCACCCUGAUGCCAGAUGCCUCGAACCUUGACAAGGUCCUGAUGGACAUCAGAGCUGACAAAGACCAAGCCAAUGAUGGCCUUUCUUCUGCACUGCUAAUUUUGUACUUGGACUCAGCGCGGAACCUUCCGAGUAUCUUCGAGGGAAACUUUGGGUGUGGCUACUUAAAAGAGAGGCGAGCGUCGGGACUAGUGUUUUGUGAGAAUACUACCUCAGUCUAUAGAGCACUAUUUUCAGGGAAGAAAAUGAACAGCAGCCCAAACCCUCUCGUCCAAAUGUCGGUUGGCCACAAGGCUCGGGAGAGUAAGAUUCGGUACAAAACCAGCGAGCCCGUGUGGGAGGAAAACUUCACUUUCUUCGUUCACAACCCUAAGCGCCAAGACCUUGAAGUUGAGGUCAAGGACGAGCAGCACCAGUGUUCUCUGGGGAGCCUGCGGGUCCCGCUCAGCCAGCUGCUCGCCAGCGACGACAUGGCCAUGAACCAGCGGUUCCACCUCAGCAACUCAGGCCCAAACAGCACCUUGAAGAUGAAGCUCGCCCUCAGGGUGCUCCAUCUUGAAAAACAGGAGAGGCCUGCAGACCACCAACACUCGGCUCAAGUGAAACGACCCUCCGUGUCCAAAGAAGGAAGGAAAAUGCCCGUCAAGUCUCCAGUGUCUGCGUCUCCAGGCACCAGUGGCAGCAGCACGGCCCCCUCCACACCAGUCACUGGGGGUGGUGAUAGGCCUGGUGUGGAAGAGAAGGCCCAGCCCCCUGAGGCCGGCCCCGCAGCCCAGCGCGAGCUGGACAGGAGCUCCUCCAGCCUCCUGGCCUCUCCAAGUCACGCCUCCGUCAAAGAGCCCACCCCCAGCAUCGCCUCAGACGUGUCGCUGCCCAUCGCCACCCAGGAGCUGCGGCAAAGGCUGAGACAGCUCGAAAAUGGGACGACCCUGGGGCAGUCUCCGCUGGGGCAGAUCCAGCUGACCAUCCGGCACAGCUCCCAGAGGAACAGGCUCAUCGUGGUGGUCCACUCCUGCAGAAAUCUGAUUGCCUUCUCGGAAGAUGGCUCGGAUCCAUAUGUCCGCAUGUACUUACUGCCAGACAAGAGGAGGUCAGGAAGGAGAAAAACACACGUGUCGAAGAAGACAUUAAACCCAGUGUUCGAUCAGAGCUUCGACUUCAGCGUGUCACUCCCUGAGGUGCAGAGGAGAACCCUGGAUGUGGCGGUGAAGAACAGUGGCGGCUUCCUGUCCAAAGAUAAAGGACUUCUUGGCAAAGUGCUGGUUGCUUUGGCAUCUGAAGAGCUCACCAAGGGCUGGACCCAGUGGUACGACCUCACGGAGGAUGGGGCGAGACCCCAGCUAGUGACGUAGCCACGUAGGACGUGAGGGCGUCCUGGGGCCUGCUGCCUGCGCCCGAUUGCACCCUCCAGAUGUACCCAUGCUAUUUUUAUAAUGUCAUAUCCUUAGUUAUGCCCACCUUGAUGAUUUUAUAAAGCCGUUGACAUUUCAGGCAAACUCGGCCACUGUGGUCGUUCAGUUUGUGUUGGGUCCCUGCAGUGCUUCACCUGCUGCUCCUGGCACAGCUGAACCUGCGGCGCUGCUGCCUGGGUGUCACCCCGAGGGGCCCUGGCCAUGUACAUAGACUGUUUUUUAUGAUCUCUGUGUGCUGACUUGGAUUCAGAAGAAAGUGGAUCAGGAAAUACAUAUUUUUCUUCUAGAACUUGUUAGAUUCUUGUGACAAAUAAUCAUUUUCAUCUUUGCAGCAGAAAGUUCCCAGUGACCUGUUUUGUGGUGUUUCUUUUUAAAAGGAAAAUUUAGAAAGAUCAUCAGAUAUUAGUAUAUUUCUGCCCAUUACAAACGACAGAAGAAAGUAUUCAGAAUAUUAGCAUUUUCAUAAAUACAAAGAUCACUCUUGAGAAGUCAAGAGGAGGCUGGUGAGGAAGGCGUGUGCCCGAGUGAGGUAAACGAGGGGGAGCCACGUGGCUAAUCCAAGACGCCUUACGUUAAGAGAGACGGCUGUGUGCCUGCUUAUCGCAACUGGCUCAUGCAGCAGUGCAGACAAGCACCUUAGACUUUCCUGAAAGUGAAAGCUGCUGUCCCAAGGUCAGGAGCCAGGCUGCGAGUGCCGUUGUCAGGUUGUGAGGGACAUCAGGACAAGCAGGCAGCUGUUGCUGAGACCUGAUGGCUGGCCCGUUCACGUGCUGGUGGACUUAGAUCCCAGCUUUGCCGCUCGGCCAGCACACAGGGCCCCCGGUACCCGGGGAGCCCUCCCACUGCCAGCACAAUGGCUGUGAGUCCCAGCAGCUCCUGGGGCUCCUCCUUUAUGCCAUUGCUGACCUGAGUAGUGGGGUGUGGUCAUGCAGCCCUUAUUUGGGGCUUUCUCUCUGGUAGACUAGCAGAGCGUGUUGGUAGACUUGCAUCCCCAGACUCGCUCCCCAGCCAGGCUGUGUGCAGCGAGCCACGCAUGCCUGCCAUGGGCGCACCUGUGCAGAAGGACUGCUCGUCUGUUCCCGGCAGCAGGACGGAGGGCUGCCCUGGGCGGAGAUCACAGCACUGCCAUGGAUGGGCACGGAGCUCGCAGUGGCUUCCUGGAGCUGGGCAGCCCGUGGGAGCUCACUCGACCAGAUGCACCAAAGUGCCUGUGGCUGACGCCAACUGUUACCAGCUCCUCCCGCCCAGCAGACGGACUGUUCCGUGUGUGACGCACUCUCUACUCCUCGGUUUACGUGCAGUGGAGUCUGCUGCUUCCGCUCACAGUGCACCCAUCGUAAAGACCAGUGUGAUCUCACUGCCGCCUGUCUGCUGACGCUCUUCCCUGAAGCCUGUCAGUCACGUCCAGUUGCUGUUCAGGACUGAUUGUGCUGGCAAGAAGUGAAUGCACGUGUCACACACGUGACCUAGAUGCACACAAAACAUUUAAUUGUGGUAUUUUAGUAGCCAGAGAGCAGUAAAAUCUUAUUAAAUCUAGUUGCUUAUUCAUGGUAUUUAGGUGUUUUUUGAAGGUUUUUUUGUUUUUAUUUCGUUUUGUUGAAAAAUUAGGUCUAUUGAAGAGCUUCUGUUAUGCUCUGUGAAGGAAAAGAAGCAUCCUGAGUUUCCACCAUCACCCUACGCACCUGGGUUUUGCGCCCACAUGCUGCUUCUGGUCAGUGUUUUACUUAGUGGAAUGCUUUACCCAAGCAACCAGGCAAGGUAACUGCAGGGAAGGGUGGGAAGCGGGAGGAGGCCAGGUGAGCACAGGAGGCACUACCCUGGGCUGUGGUGGGGCAGGGAGAGCUGUCAGCAGGCCUUGGGUCCAGGGCUCCCACGGCAAGUCUGAAGACCUCUAGGAGUAUCUCAGUUCUCUUUGAAAGGAAGAAGGGGCCGGGCGCGGUGGCGUGUGCCUGUAGUCCCAGCUACUCGGGAGGCUGAGGCAGGAGGAUCGCUUGAGCCCAGGAGUUUUGGGCUGUAGUGCGCUAUGCCAAUCGGGUGUCCGCACUAAGUUCGGCAUCAAUAUGGUGACCUCCCGGGAGCGGGGAGCCACCAGGUUGCCUAAGGAGGGGUGAACCGGCCCAGGUCGGAAAGGAAGAAGGGGCUGGGCUGUAGCUCAGGGGGAGAGCUUACCCAGCAUGUGGCUCCAUCCCCAGCACCAGGGAAGAGGAGAGGGAAGACCCAGGGCAGUAGCGCCUCCCAGACAGGGUUCUGCGCAGCAGCGAGGACGGUGUCUCGGCACCCCAGGAUCCUGAUGAGGAAAGGUGCCUGAGUUGUUCCCAGAGUGUAAGCUUUGGGUUUUUAAUAAUUGAUUUGUCUGGGAAAAGGGAACUUUUACUUUACUAUUUGAGCCAAACCAGUGGAGGGGAAUUCGCUCAGAUGAAUUUGAAGUGCAGUCCGCUGGCUUGUGUACGCAGCUUGCCCAUCCCCUGCCUUAACGGAGAAGAUGGUGUUCACAAGUGCCGGCCUGAGGCAGGGGCGUCUUGGAGCUGGUCCACCAGUUUAUGUUCUGCACUCCGGGAUUCCUUCCACGGACACUGCCCCGGCCUGAGGCAGGUGCACACAGAGGGGAGCUGUGUGUUCAUCCUUGGGCUGCUGCAGAACUCUGCAUCCAGCUGGGUGGGCCACUCCCAGUGGAAGGUGGCAGAGGGCUUUUCAAAGCAUAGAAUGUCCUUUUUGCUUAACCAGUUUUACAUGACAGUGCAUGUAUUUAUUCAAUAAAACUUUUAUAUUAGUUCA